Molecule: messenger RNA, 1422 nt
Organism: Adineta ricciae
Lineage: Eukaryota; Metazoa; Rotifera; Eurotatoria; Adinetida; Adinetidae
Source: the annotation of a GenBank genome assembly
AUGGGAGAAGGAAUAGAUCAAACAUAUCUGAUUGGUUACAAUGAGAUCACUAUUUUUGUUGCACAAAAAUUGAAUGUUGAUGAUACAUCCUUAGAUGUGCAAGUUGUUCCUCCUCAUCAAACUGAUGUUGGUCGACAAGUUCAAGCUAUUCUCCGAUAUGAUCCUACACAGAAAAGACCUGCUUUUGGAUCUGAUACAUAUGAAAUAUAUCAAACACCACCAACAGAUAGAAAUACUACUCUUGUUGAAUCAGGAGUCAUACGUUUACCAUUGAGUUCAAGAACACAAUUUGGUAAAGGAGAUCCAUUUGUUGUUCAAUAUGGCUUCCGUGGUCAUACAAUUUACGUCGAAGAUUCAACUGAUCUUGCUGUCGAAUCAAUCACAAUUUAUACAUCAUGGGGUAUGGAUUUUUUCACUGUUAGAGCAGGACAUUUACAAGUAAAAAAUUAUCAUGUUCUACCCCGUGAUAAUCGUUGGGUGAGUACCAUUGUUGAUUGUAUGCAUUUUAUUGAUACAAGAGAAUAUGUUUCCCUUAUUGAUAGUGAAUGUUAUGCAAUGGGUGAUGAUGGUUUGAAUGUUCAUGCUGUUUUCUUUCUUGUUACAGAAGUUAUUGAUACUCAAACGAUUAUUAUUCAAGCAAAAAAUUCUUAUGUAUUUAUAAAUUUUGAUGUUGGAAUAAAUUUAGAAUUUAGUAGUAAUCAAGAACCAUUUGUUGUGCAUGGAAAUGGAUUAGUUGCAUCGAUUUCAUCGACGAAUUCAAGUGAUUCGAUAAAAAUUUCUUUUACAAAUCCAGUUAAUGUUAAUAAUUGGGCAUGUGGUACUGACACACCUUUACUUACAACACGAAAUUUUACCGUAGUAAAUAAUCGUGCUCGUGGUGUUCUUUUGGAAACACGUAAUAUUGAUAUAAGACAAUCAUUAUUCUAUCGUACCAGUGGGCAUGCUGUUCUUAUUCAACCAUCAAUGUAUUGGAAUGAAGGUCCCGAAGCUCAAAAUGUUUCAUUGAUUGGUAAUAUUUAUAUGGAAAAUAAUGAAGGUAUUGCACAAGGAAAAGCUGUUAUAGCUAUUUUACCUGAUCCAGUUGAUCUGGUUCCUGUUAUUAAUGACAUUCGAAUCGAAUCAUCAUCAUUCUAUCUGGGAUUAUCAAGUCAAGGACUUUUACAAAGUGAUAAUAUGAAUAGUUUGUAUCUUACAGGCAAUUAUAUUGAUACAAACAUGUCAACACCACUUAUAAGUAUUUGUAAUUAUCGAAAUAUCUCAGCAACAAAUAAUUGUGUCGUAAAUAAGCAAACACAAAUUACAGAAUAUUAUACAUUUGAUCAAACAAAUCCUUGUUCAAUGAAUUUGAGUAGCUUAAUUGAUUUACCACUAUCAGCAUUCAAUGCAUCGUUUCCACCACCUGUUCUGAUCAAUAAGAAUUGA